Carassius auratus (goldfish) is the source of this 2976-nucleotide messenger RNA. Its product is annotated as trace amine-associated receptor 1-like. The transcript has a single exon. Bases 91 to 1119 code for a protein of 342 amino acids. Gene Ontology annotation, cellular component: membrane. Gene Ontology annotation, molecular function: trace-amine receptor activity. Lineage: Eukaryota; Metazoa; Chordata; Actinopteri; Cypriniformes; Cyprinidae. The record is from RefSeq and is a predicted model, not a curated record. Gene Ontology annotation, biological process: G protein-coupled receptor signaling pathway.
AGUCAACAGUACUAAACAGGCUAAAACCAAACUAUCAUUUUCCACAAGGCUGUUUGUUUUCAUGAGUUUCUGCUACAGCUUCAUCAUCGGAUGGAGGUGAAUGGGCUAUCAAACAGCAAAAUGGAUCUCUGUUAUGAUGCUUUGAAUGGAUCCUGUGGGAAAUAUGUAAGACCAUACGGCAUCCACAGUCUGAUGCUCAUCGCCAUGAUGUUGACCACUAUUGUGACCAUCAUUGGGAAUCUACUGGUCAUCAUCUCCAUUGGACAUUUCAAGCAACUUCACACACCAACAAACCAGCUGAUUCUGUCUCUCUCCCUUUGUGACUUUCUCCUCGGGCUGUUUGUCAUGCCGUUGAGCGCCGUCCGUUCCAUGCAGGGCUGUUGGUACUUUGGUGAUUUCUUAUGUAAGUUACACACAUGCAUUGACAUGACUCUCAGCACCGCUUCGAUUUUCCACCUCGUGAGUGUGUCUGCCGAACGUUGUUGUGCUGUGUGCUGCCCAUUAACCUAUCAUUAUCGCUUCGGUUUUCCAACAGUGCUGUUAAUGAUCUCUAUCAGCUGGUUGAUUCCUGCCAUAUUCUCUUACAUGAGUACCUUCCUCGAACUCAACCUUCAAGGUGACAGGGACUUCUACGAAACACACGUACGCUGUGUGGGAGGGUGCCAUGUCUUCUUUGGUCCCGGUCCGGCCGUAGUCACCUCCCUUUUUUCUUUCUACGUUCCUGGUCUCAUCAUUAUUGGCAUUUAUUCUCGAAUAUACAUGAUUGCGCGAAACCAAGCAAAAUCUAUUAGUCUUCAGCUGAACCAGCUUAGGAGAGUUUAUCCAUCGGAAGGCACACAACGUCGGGCACAGAAGGCUACGAUAACGAUUGCUAUCAUAGUUGGAGUUUUCCUGGUUUGCUGGACUCCUUUUUUCCUCUGUAACAUCAUGAAUCCUUUUAUUGGCUACACAAUAUCACCAGUGUUGAUCGAUGCACUUGUUUGGUUUGGCUAUGUCAAUUCUACCUUAAAUCCUUUCAUUUAUGCAUUCAUGCAUUCUUGGUUCAGAAAAGCUGUGAGGAUUAUAGUAACUGGAGAAAUAUUUAAAAACAAUAGCUGCAGAAAACAGUUAUACUCAUAACUAAGGCCUUAUUCAGAAUAUUGAUCAGUUAGACCAAUUGUUUCACUAAAUGAUUAAUCUGCUGGCCAGAACUUUGUAAAUGCAACCAAAAAUCAGCCAUGCCUUCCUAAAACAUUAUGUUCAAACAUGCCCCCACAUAUCUACAUCCAUGUGUGGGAAGAUAUCCAUAAUACUGUCCGAAUGUACUGUAUAUGCAUAGAAAGAAGGCAUAACUUUGAUUAUCAUUGUAUUAUUGUUGCUACCGCCAUGUCAUGAAGACUCUGUGUUUCAAUAUGAAAGUCAAACAACUUUGUUUGGUCUUCCAAAAGAGGACACAACUAGAAAUCAGGGGUUACGUUUUAUUUACAAAAGUGUUCCAGAACAGUACAACCCAAAUAUUCAAGUAUGUGCAGCAUAUUUUACAGAGGAAAGUUUCCUGAUCCUGGUAAGGGGUGAAACAUUUCCACCACAUGCUUGAGGUUUCCGGCCAAUCAAAAUGGACUGGAUAACUGGCCAAUCAGAGCACACUGUGAUAAGUUAAAAAAAAUAAAAAAAUUCUGUCUGUCUCCCUAAUGACAAAAAGCUAAGCUCUGUAGGGCAUUAUAGGUAAACAGGUUGGCUGUGAUAAUAAUGUGACAGGACACAGCUAAUGAGCUUACCGUGCUAAGCAGGUGAGCGCUGGUUAUUAACACCUUUGAUUAGUCCAACUGCUCUGAGAGUCACUCUGAUAAAAUGGAGUAUGAUAACAAGUCUCAUGGCUCCAAGACAUUAAUGAGGUGUGUGUGACCGAGAGCUGUGUUUUUUUCUUCUAAAAGUUAAGAAAUACUCAGUCCAGUGCAGAAAUUUGCAUUUACUGUAGUUGCAGUUAUAUAGUUUAAUUACUUUUAAAGCAAUUUAAAGACAUUAACAGUUUGAAGUUGUAAGUUUAAUAGAUAGAAUAUUUCAAAAGGGGUGUGUGAAGUUCUUUUCCAUAUUUUAAAAUUGAAAUAGCCUUUCUAUUGUCUAACACUAAAAACAAAUAAUAAUUGUAUAACACUGUUAAAUUAAACUUCAGAAUACACAUGGUCCUACUGUUGUUUAUAAUGUUGUGAUGCCUGAAUUCACUUGUAUAAUCAAAAACAAUGUUUAGACAAAAUUGUAUAGAAUUUUAAUAUUAAGCACUUGGUUUCCAGCCAUAACAUAUAAAUAAUUCUAACCUUAUUAGUGUCGGCCAGAAUUUCAAAGGGGUCAUCGGAUGCAAAAUUCACUUUCGUUGUUGUUUGAACAUAAAUGGGUGUUGGAAGUGUGUGUACACAUCCAUCCUAUUAUGAUAAAAUCCACCCAGUGUCUUUUUUUAAAUCCCUAUUUUAAAAUCCCUUUUCUCAAAUCAGCCUGUUUGGACAUUCCUGUCAGAAUUCCUGCACAAGCCCCUCCUACGAUAGUUGAUUGACAGGGCCAUCUUACCUCAGACCCUCCCUGAGUGAGCUGUGAGCUGGAGCCAUUGUGUCGUUGCAGGGGAAGACAAGAAUGUCUUCGUUGAAUGCAAUAAGGGACAUAGAAGUUGUCAUUUACUCCCAAUAUCUGAGCCGCUGAAGACGAAGAGAAUUAACGUUACUUUCGUUUUUGAAAUUAAAGCUCUUAAAUGCAUUUAUGUUCACGCGAAUCAUUUGUGAUCCAGCUGCAUCUACAGAACAAGUGUGUUAUAAGGGUUUUAUGCAAGUUUUUUACGCUAGUAGCCAUGUUUCGCGGCUGAAGUUUAAAGUCUGCUCGUCACCCUACAGAAGAGAGAGGCGGGGUGUGUUGAGCUCGUUAGCAUUAAAAGCAACAUGGACUAGAACAGGGUGCUGGAAACAGCGCUGAUUUUGACAAGGUAAAAAGGUUGUUUUUUACACUACCAUU